AUGUCUCUGUGUCUAAACCGCCUCUCAGAGGAAAGGAAGCAAUGGCGUCGAGACCACCCGUUCGGUUUCUACGCCAAACCUCACCGAAACCCCCAGGGAAUCCUUGAUUUGAAACGAUGGGAGUGUGGGAUCCCCGGAAAAGCGAAGACAAUGUGGGAAGGGGGUCUUUUCAAGCUGGACGUAAUAUUUCCCGAAGAAUAUCCUACAAAGCCACCCAAAUGCAAAUUUAACCCGCCGCUAUUUCACCCAAAUGUCUACCCAUCCGGCACGGUCUGCCUAUCUAUCCUGAGCGAAGAGGACGCAUGGAAACCCGCAAUUACAGUGAAACAAAUUCUUUUGGGCAUUCAAGAUCUCUUAGAUGACCCAAACCCGGAUUCUCCAGCUCAGGCAGAAGCGUACAAUCUCUUCAAAAAAGAUAAACCCGCAUAUGAGAAAAAGAUACGGCAGGUUGUGAAGGAAAACCCGGGUGUUUAG
This is a messenger RNA of Ophidiomyces ophidiicola, 474 nucleotides long. It is a transcript of the gene hus5, whose product is annotated as SUMO conjugating enzyme Hus5. Gene Ontology annotation, cellular component: nucleus. Bases 1 to 474 code for a protein of 157 amino acids. Gene Ontology annotation, biological process: protein sumoylation. The record is from RefSeq and is a predicted model, not a curated record. Gene Ontology annotation, molecular function: SUMO conjugating enzyme activity. NCBI's taxonomy places the organism in Eukaryota, Fungi, Ascomycota, Eurotiomycetes, Onygenales, Onygenaceae. The transcript is spliced from 4 exons.